Messenger RNA from Batrachochytrium dendrobatidis JAM81, 1719 nucleotides. RefSeq lists its product as uncharacterized. The record is from RefSeq and is a predicted model, not a curated record. The coding region runs from base 1 to 1719 and encodes 572 amino acids. The transcript is spliced from 2 exons. Lineage: Eukaryota; Fungi; Chytridiomycota; Chytridiomycetes; Rhizophydiales.
AUGACUCAAUAUAUGCAUGGUGAGCUGGAUCUACCUCUCAGUCGUACCAUGCUUUCUGCUAUAGCCUGCGACUGUUUCAAAAACAAUUACACAGAUUUGGUUCAAACUGAUAUCCUCCCAUUUUGUCUGUUAUACACUUGGGAGUUCUUGUUUGUUCACACGGAAGACAUGGAACGUAUUGUAUUGAAAAAGUACUGUCAUCCUGUUGCCCAACACCGACUUACUAGUAUGGAUUUGACCCUUUUACUCCAACCCGACACUCAGAUAUUCCCAGAAGGCUACAUCGCGCAUCUCUGUCAUCAGCAGAUGGGUAAAACAAUGAUUGUUCCUGAACUAAAGCCAGUAUUGCAUGAUCUUCUUCAAAGAUUAUGGAAGCUUUACGGCACAUCAGAAUACAAGCGUAUUGCACCAAGUGAGGUUGGGGAGUCGAGUGAUUUUGUGGAUUACGCUCAGUUUCAAAUUGUAGAGCUUGCUGCUUAUUUGGGUGAUAUGGAUAUCCUCUGCGCACAUUUCAACUAUACUCCAUUGGAUUGGCGGAUUCAUUUGUAUGAUGCGGCAGGAUUGUUGGGGCAGAUCAAGGUGUUGGAGUUUUUGGCUACCAAAAUGAACCAGCUUGAAAUGGAAGUAUCGUUUGGUGGAGCACUCCUUGGCGGAUACUUGGAUGAUCUCAAGCAUAUGGCUUUGGUUAAAAAUCUCGAGCAAAAUCAACGGUCUAUAUUUGAGUUUGUGAAUGUAAACCAAGUAGCAUGUGCGUUGGUGUUGAACAAAACGGAUGCAAUCUGGGCUUGCCUUUAUGACGGAUACGUUCCCAAGAUAAGUCCAAACGAAUCUAAAUUCACUCGAGGAAAAUGGUGGAAUUUGGCAGCUUUCAAGGAUAUUGCCAACAUGUCUGCUAAAGCUUACAACUUGGAUCUGUUAAAGUUUUGUACACACCACAACAUUGGGGAUAAACUCGACAAAAAUGCAUUUGCUGAUACGUCUGCUCGUAAACAAGCCCAUAUUGCCAACUGGCUAUUUAAGGAAAUGGCGGAUGGGAUGCUAGGCACGCAAAAACAGAUUCAAGAACUAUGCUACAGCUAUCAAAAAAGCAUUGCAAUGGAGCUUCAACAUGAAGCAUGUCAACUUGGAAAUCUUGAAUCAUUCUUUAAACUCAAGCAGCAAGUUUGUGCAUUCAAUUCGAACGGUAUUCUGAAUCCUUGGAGCGCAUUUAUUCUUGACACUGCAAUGGCUCUUGGUCAUAUUCAAAUUAUUGAUGCGAUUCUUGAUGAUUGUAACGCAUCAGCCAAUGAUAUGUCACGGAUGGUUUGCACGGCACUACGAUGUGGUCAUGUUUUUCUUGCUGACUACUUUAUAAAACGAACUGGAGCUAAACUAAACAAGAACAUGAUUGUGGCGAUUGCAGAAGGAUGUUGCUUGGAAUCUGUCAAGUUUUUAGCCGCUGCCACUGGGCCGAUUGUAUCCCCCAAAGCAUUGGAGAUUGCAUGCAGACAAGAAAGCAUUACGCUUGUCGAGUACUUUGUCUUGGAAUGUAAGAUUCGUGUUACUGAUGCGGCCUGUUUUUUAGCAGUCAAGCAUGACUGUUUAUACGUUGUACAGUUUCUGUUUAAUCAUGAUCGGAUAGGCGAGUUUAACUGGAAAAGUUUAUGGGCCGAGGCAGAUUCAAUGAAACAUGUUCGUAUUGCACAAUGGCUCAAGAGAGUGUUUGAUCAACGUGAAUAA